CAGAAAUGUCCUUAAACUCUAUUCUAUAGUAUGAAUAUGGAAAAGAUCAGUUCAACCAAUUACCGGUUUUUAUAUCUCAAAGGGGGAUAAGAGUGGGCGAAGACAAAUCAUUUUAACGAAGUUAGUUAUAAAGGAAAAAGAUUAACAUUCUAUUAUGUAUUUGAGUACUUUGUUUAUUCUUCUGUUUCCUUGGGCAGGUUACAGUCCAUUUAGGCAUAGAUGUGAAUUUAGCAUCCUUUUAUCUGUCGGGGAAACAUAACCACAGGAAGAAUUUGAUGUUUUCCAGUGAUAAAGAAAAAGCUAGUGGAAAAAAAGUUUACUUGGUAGAUUCCAAGUAAGUUUGGACAAUAUUUGGUUGAAGUUGAAAAAAAAAAAGAGUAUUUGAAGUUGAAGUUGAAAAAGAGUAUGUGGAAGUUGCAAAUCACGUCCAUAGCAGAAUUCCGAAAGAGUGGCAACUUGCUUUCUUAUGUACAAUUGAAACUAGUAUAAGAUCACUCGCCCUGAAGAUGCAAUGGGAGCCUCCAGUGGACCAAGGUUAUCCGGGAUGCAGAAGCAAGUGCUUGCUCUUUAUAGGGGAUUCCUAAGAGCCGCACGCUCCAAGCCUGUUGAGGAGAGAAGGCAAAUUGAGUCAAUUGUAUCAGCUGAGUUCCACAAAAAUUCUAAGCAAGUUGACCGUAAGAACUUUAUUUUUAUUGAAUACUUACUUCGUCGUGGUAAGAAACAACUUGAUCAGCUUAAAAGCCCUGAUACUGUUGGAUUGUCAUCCUUGAGUGUUGAUUCUUCACGAACUAGGAACUCAUCCUCCUAGAUUUUUCUUACAAAAUUCACUCGUGUUCAACUUUAUUGGUGUUGGUUGAUUGUAUCAUCUCUUUUGCUGGGAUUAGCAUUGGGCAUUUGAAGGCCAAAUUUUAUUUACAAACACAUAUACUGGGAUUCAGAAACAUAUGUACGGUGUUAAGAGUUUGUAAUGUACCAUUAUCUAGAGUGAGAAUCAUAGUUGCUGUAAGAGCAAUAUAACGACUGGCAAGUGAUCCUUUUUGGGGAAAAGAGACAGGCAGAUGGUUUUGAAACAAAGAAAAUUCAUUUUUGACUCGUAUAAAUGAUGAAAUUUUGUUUUGGUUCUCUUCAAUAAGGAGCUUGAUUAUUCCAAUAGUAAGAGAAGAGUUGGGAGCUUUUACAACAUUAGUAAAUUCAUUUGCUGGCUGUUCCUGAAGUUUACAUAAACACUUGCAUACAAUUAUCACGGUAUUUCAAUAUUUUGAUGGCAUUUACGUUUUCUUCAGCAGAAAUGCAAGCCAAGCUUGAUAGAAACAGACAGUUCAAAAGUUUGGAAAAAUCUUAAAGAGUAUUAACUAUGCUUGAAUAGUAGUGGUUGUAGUAGCUGUUAAUUCCAUGAUGUGCAUAUGCGCGUCUAACUCUGAGAUAUUAAUCAUUCUAGGUACAGUAGUUGCUACUUGCUAAUUUGUAAUUUGAACAUCAUAAUAGUGAUUUCUUAGUAGUAUGAAUUCAACCUCUUAUCUCA
Nicotiana tabacum (common tobacco) is the source of this 1522-nucleotide messenger RNA. Lineage: Eukaryota; Viridiplantae; Streptophyta; Magnoliopsida; Solanales; Solanaceae. The record is from RefSeq and is a predicted model, not a curated record.